Diaporthe batatas is the source of this 1560-nucleotide messenger RNA. RefSeq lists its product as uncharacterized. Lineage: Eukaryota; Fungi; Ascomycota; Sordariomycetes; Diaporthales; Diaporthaceae. The record is from RefSeq and is a predicted model, not a curated record. The transcript has 2 exons. Bases 1 to 1560 code for a protein of 519 amino acids.
AUGGAGUCUCCCAGCAGCGUGCGACCUGCUGCGCGCAUCUCCACCACAACACAAUGCCCCAGUCUUCCAGCCGAGUUAUGGAAAAUCAUCUUCUCUGUUGGAUACUACCACGAAGAGGACGGCAGCUUCUGGAGCCACUAUAAACCCCCUGACUUGGCUAGUAUCUGCCGUUCCUGCACCCUGUUCUGUGGUCUUGCCCGCCCCAUGCUCUACCACGAGUUCGACUCUCAUGUCUUGACCUGCAUUAACUACGAUGACAACAAUGAGUUCAAUCGAUUCAGCAUUGUCAAGUUCGCGUGGACGAUUUCUACGAAUCCUCUCUUGGCAUCUAUGGUCCGCCGAGUGAACAUCGAGGGAGUGUGUGAUGUGUGGGACAUGGGCAUGGCCUCAGGAUCGCCUGUUCCUUCAAAAGACCAUCCUAAUCAUCCUAUGGCCUCAAUCUUGGCCGAUAGGGCCGCUGAGCUGAGCGUUGAUUUUAGCUACUACGAAGUGUACACAAAUGUACACAGCCCGCAGAAUGUGGGAUUUGACCUCGUCGCACUCAUAUUGGUCCAACUCCCGAUGUUGGACACGCUCAGCCUCAAAUGGUCUGGAAGACCCCCGGUGACCCGAAUGCCAGAUCCUCGUGGCGCGUGGCCUUGGAAACAGUCUAUUCGAAACAUGCACUUGACCUAUUCGAGAACGAGUGACCCCACGAAAUUUCGCAUCAUUGGACGUGAGAGGCGUAUACCUGGCUACUGCUUAGAUCCGGUCAUACCACUCUUCAUCAGUGGAACAACUCUCACGCGCUUGACGCUGGAAUGCAGUGCUGGCCCAAGUUUCGUCCCGCCGCUAGACAACUUGCGAGAAGUGAUCAUCAUAGACUGCGACUUCCGCCCGGGACAGUUUCUGAAUCUCCUGGAUACUUGCAAAAGCCUCGUCAAAUUCGCCGGCAGAAGAUUUAAGCUGUCCUGGGGUUCGGAGGUCAUGGAGGCUCUCGAGCCAGCCAGCAGCAGCCUGGAAGUCCUUGGUCUUCGCUUUUCGGGUAUCGACUUUUUCCGCGGUCAAGGUCCAAGGAUUCCAUCCUUUAGACAGUUCACGGCACUCAAAACUUUUUCCCUUGAUAUGAACUGCGUCUGGGACUGGCAGGUGGUGUUGAACGGGGAUACAUCGCCGAACCCAGAUACGUUGUUGACGACUUUGCUGCCAGAAUCCAUCGAAGAGGUUGCUCUUCUCAAUGAGGGUCUUGAUAAUCGUUUCAGAUUCCAGUUCGAGGCUCACGUCAAGAGAUUGGGAUUGGAAAUAACGUUGAACGGGCGAUUUCAGCACUUGAGAAGGUUACACGGGGUGGAAUUUACGCCAAUCGAUUUCAACCUGCAAAGAGACAUCAACGAUGCGCUGUUUGAGGGUGACCGGGACGGAGCACGAGAGAUCCAGAAUCACGCUGCGCGCCGCUUCGCCACAUUGAAUGAAGCAAGAAACCUCAUGAUCGAUGCAGGAGUGGAAUUCUGCAUUGACUGCCCCAAAGAGCUGGAAUGCGACUGCGAAAAUGACCCCCUCAUUCUGGGUCACGGUAUUUGA